AUGUCUGCCUGCGCUGCAAUGAGAAAAAGGUGGGUGGUGUCUGUACCCGCUGGCAUCUUCUCUCUGCCGUUGAUGUUCGCCGAAGACGAGCUAACUGAUUGCCGAAAACUUGACCAGAUCAAAUGUGAUCUAGACUCGAGGGUUCGGAACCAAGGACCCUGCAAGAAUUGCACGCGUACUGGCAGUGAUUGCAUACUCCGUCGCCAUGAUAACAACGCACGCCGCCGGACGCUGGUCAACAAACAGCCUCCUCGACCUGAAUCGGGCUCCAAUCCGCUUCCUUCGCCACGGUCGCUGGAUCAAGAUCUCAACCUGACCUUUGACUUCUCCGUGCUCCAGGGUGGUCAGGUGCCUACGCCUCUCUACCCACCGGGCCGCCUCUCCGGCACGAAUCAAUCCUACAGGCCGGUUUCCCAGUCCGCCAAUCCGUGCUCUGGCACGACCUUGCAAGCAGGAGCGCGGCAGAAAUCUCUUCCUGAGGAUCCUAUAUCUCCGGCACUAGGGCCCAGCGGAGUACUAUCCAGCAGAGACAGGGUCGUCAGCGCCAACGACCAAUCAGACGAUGAAGCUGACGAUGAAAGGGACGACCAAGCAGACGACCCAGCAGACGACCCAGCAGAUGACCCAGCGGAGAAUACAGCAACCUACGACACGGGUCAUCAACCGGACAGCUGUGGUCAAGCGAGCUAUCUCGGCGAGUCCGGGUAUAUGCCUGUGUUCUCCCAGCUUCGGUCCACCUCCAACGCCCGCCCGAUCGAGCCACUGACCAUCGACAUUCACUACACCAUUUCUCCUCUGAAUCUGACCCUCCAGGUCUCUUAUGCUGAUGCGUUUACAAAAAGCUGCUAUUGCUUCUGCCCCAUUCUGGACAAAGCCACACUGAAGGACCCUAAAUUUAGUGGGUCGCUGUUGCUCCAACAGGCCCUAGCGAUGGUUGGAACCAUUAUCCAACCCUCCCUCCUGCACAUCGAUGACCCGGCAUCGCACUAUGAAAAAGCGAGAAUCCUGCUGCAUCGUGGCGUCGAGCCAAAUCCUCUUGCUACCCUCGUGGCUGUCAUGUUCUUCUACUGGUGGACUACUUGCCCUCCGAAUGUGGUUAGUAUGAAUGGAUCUUGGUGGUGGACGGGUGUUGCCAUCCGUCAAGCACAAGAACUGGGCUUUCAUCGCGAACCCAGGCCUGAUCAGCGCAUGCGCCCCGGUGAGACUGUGGGCCUGCGUCGUCGGAUCUGGUGGACGUUGUUUGAUUGCGACGUCCGCGCACCCUCACCAGACGACUUUCCCGAUCCUUCUGAUCCUCGAGCUAGCAUUUUCAUACAAUGGGUCCGUCUCUGUUCGAUCAUAGGCCGAGUGGGUGAUCAGCUUCGUCGCAGUCCUCAGGCCAAUGGUCAGGCCCACGGCCUCCUGAAUGAACUCAAAGUCUGGGUGAACAGCUUGCCGUCCAAUUUGCAGCUGCCUUUUGCCUCUUACCCAACAGAGGGGUUUAAUCCUGACAUCUCUCAACUACAUCUGCCGUAUCUGUCCAGUCUGACGCUGCUGCACAUGAAGAAGUCAUCGCGUAGUGUGCCUACCGCACAUUCUAUUGCAAUUUUGGCAGCCUCAUGCACGGCUCGCAUAUUCGAGGACCUCCUCACCCGCGGCUCAUUGAAAUUCCUCCAGGGCAUGGCAGGCUGGCACAUCGCCAUUGCCCUUCUUGCUCUGCUCCAUGCGCGCCAGACGAAGAGCCUCGAACUGGUUGCCGUUGCUCAAUUCAAUAUUCUGCGGGUCGCGUUGAAGGAAAUGGCGCGACGUUGGCCAUCAGCCGGAAUGUACGACAAAGGGAUCGACAAACUUCUCGCGGCACAGACCCAGCUCGAACAGUCCGACUUGUCUGCAGACACAGAUCCCAUCACAGCUCUCGACAGAAUCCAGCCACCCCAGGUGGUUGCUAAUCCUUCUGAGACCAUGCAAACUCCAGCAGGGGACCGAGAAGACAUGUCAGCGUAUUUUCCUUUUGCCACACCAGAUACGAGCCCCCUUUUUGAGAUCCUCCUGUCUCAUGCGGAGCUGCCGCGCUUUUUGGGCGCCGACAGCUCCGGUGAUGUGGGAAUGCUCCUGUUUGAUUUGUUCGACGAGCCAUUCGGCGUGGGAAGUUUCGGCCAGGAUAAUUUUCCGUCGGUUUGGGAUCCUAAUCCUCAAGGUCAGAUAUUCUGA
Messenger RNA from Cladophialophora psammophila CBS 110553, 2190 nucleotides. RefSeq lists its product as uncharacterized. The transcript has 3 exons. Gene Ontology annotation, molecular function: DNA binding; DNA-binding transcription factor activity, RNA polymerase II-specific; zinc ion binding. The record is from RefSeq and is a predicted model, not a curated record. Gene Ontology annotation, biological process: regulation of DNA-templated transcription; DNA-templated transcription. The coding region runs from base 1 to 2190 and encodes 729 amino acids. Lineage: Eukaryota; Fungi; Ascomycota; Eurotiomycetes; Chaetothyriales; Herpotrichiellaceae.